Frankliniella occidentalis (western flower thrips) is the source of this 318-nucleotide messenger RNA. Its product is annotated as protein FMC1 homolog. The transcript has a single exon. The coding region runs from base 1 to 318 and encodes 105 amino acids. NCBI's taxonomy places the organism in Eukaryota, Metazoa, Arthropoda, Insecta, Thysanoptera, Thripidae. The record is from RefSeq and is a predicted model, not a curated record. Gene Ontology annotation, cellular component: mitochondrion.
AUGAAUUCCCCUACCGCUGGUAAAGUCCUCAAGCAACUUGCAUCGGAGGUUCGUUUGCAUUCAUCUCACCCGAAGAUAUGCAGUGAUUCCCAAUUGAUGAAGUACAUUCUCAGCCAGUACGAGCGCUACAAGGUAACUGAUCAGCAGCUAUGCAAAGCCCAAGAGGAAAUGAGCAGCCUUGCUAAAACUUACCUGUGUUAUCUACAAAGCACGCGACGUACUGCGGAAAUUCGGCAAGUAUACAAAGGAAAGGGAGAACGAUCUGUUCAGGAAACUGCUGAUAUGGUUGGUUUCAAACUACCACAUGAUCCAAAAUGA